This is a messenger RNA of Anas platyrhynchos (mallard), 5243 nucleotides long. Lineage: Eukaryota; Metazoa; Chordata; Aves; Anseriformes; Anatidae. The record is from RefSeq and is a predicted model, not a curated record.
AAUUGAAUUAAAGUUGUAAAAUGCCUGGGAGUUUAACACUGACCGAGCAGGUUUUCAAUAGCUUUUUCUUUUUUUUCCCUCCGAAGAUCUGUCAGUUAAUGAAUGGAUCUGAUCGAGCUGAGAAAGAAUAUGCUAGAGACAUGCCUUUGAGUAAAAUUUUUGCUGCCUUUUUGCAGUGAAGCCUUUUGGUUUGAGUAAUUCCGAUCCAGUUGACGUCUGGUCAGAAUUAGAGAGAUUUGCCGAGACUUCCGAUUUCUUGCUGCAUGACUGCCUUUGCUGCAAGUGCCAAAUUUGCAGCCUUGAACCUGAUGCCACAGGAGAUGUCUUGCAGUGCUGAGACUUGACGGUUUUUAGGAUGCGUUCCUCCAAACCAGAGUUGUGGCAUGAGGAUAGAAGCUCUGAGGUGGGCAAUAGAAAAUGCAAGCCUGCUCCAAGCCCCUAGCAUUUAAGCCCAGAUGAUUUAUUAGCUUUCCCCUACCAACACACACAAUGUAUAUAUUUUCCUUAUUCACAUUGCUUUUAGGCUAGUAGAAGUAGAAGAAAGCCACAAGGAGUCAGAAAGACUGCAAGAAGGAAUGGAAAUGGGAUUUGUUUCUGACCAGAUGAAAUUUGGGUGUUAAAUCACUGAUGCAGGUCAAUGGUAGGGUUCCCCCUCCACUCCCCACUGGCUUUUAAUCAGCCUGGGUGUCUUCUCCCCUAAAGGAUGAAGAGUACUGACAGCCAUCGCUGCUUAUAAUCAGUAACUCUGAUGCUUGGAGUGUUGGCGAUGAGAUAUUUCCAUGAGACCUAUUUAGAUCUCUCCGCUUCUACCAGGCUAGUUUUGCAGAACGUUGGGAAUAAGCGGUAUGUCAGAUAUGGCUGAGACUCCGAAGAUGAUCUGCAUGCUUUACAUUUUUCACAAAUUUUGGGAAAUAAAAUGUACGCUUGCUGCUCCACAGUAACUUUGGAACAGGACCUCAACAAAAAAAUGCAUAUCUGGAUGCUGCAGACGAUCGCGUUUGCUUUAACAUCGCUAGUCCUUUCGUGGGCAGAAAGCAUCGAGUAUUAUGGAGAAAUCUGUGAUAAUGCGUGUCCUUGUGAGGAGAAGGACAGCAUCCUAACAGUGAGCUGUGAAAACAGAGGGAUCAUCAGCCUUUUUGAGAUCAGUCCACCGAGGUUCCCUGUCUACCACCUCUUGUUGUCUGGGAACCUUUUGAACAGGCUGUACCCAAACCAAUUUGUUAAUUACACGGGGGCUUCGAUUUUGCAUCUAGGGAGCAAUGACAUACAAGACAUUGAAACAGGGGCCUUUCAUGGUCUGAGAGGCUUAAGAAGGCUACACUUGAACAAUAACAAGCUGGAACUUCUACGAGACGACACUUUCCUUGGUCUAGAGAGUUUGGAAUACCUACAGGUUGAUUAUAAUUAUAUUAGCAUCAUUGAACCUAAUGCCUUCAGCAAACUGCAUUUGCUGCAGGUGCUGAUUCUCAAUGAUAACCUCCUCUCCAGUUUGCCCAACAACCUUUUCCGUUUUGUGCCCUUAACUCACUUGGAUCUGAGGGGUAACCGGCUGAAGCUGUUGCCCUAUGUGGGCCUUUUGCAGCACAUGGAUAAAGUGGUGGAGCUGCAGCUGGAGGAAAACCCCUGGAAUUGUUCUUGUGAGUUGAUUGCUCUAAAGGAUUGGCUAGACAGUAUCUCCUACUCUGCACUGGUGGGAGAUGUGGUUUGUGAGACCCCUUUUCGCUUACAUGGUCGAGAUUUGGAUGAAGUUUCCAAGCAGGAGCUUUGCCCCAGGAGACUCAUCUCGGAUUACGAAAUGAGACCACAGACACCAUUGAGCACCACAGGGUAUUUCCACACUACCCCAGCCUCAGUCAACUCUGUGGCCACUUCUUCUUCAGCUGUUUACAAAUCCCCCUUGAAGCCCCCCAAAGGGACCCGCCAACCCAACAAGACGAGGGUGCGACCCACCUCCCGUCUGCCCUCCAAAGACCUGGGAUACAGCAACUACGGACCCAGCAUUGCCUACCAGACCAAAUCCCCGGUGCCUUUGGAGUGUCCCACUGCCUGCACUUGCAACUUGCAGAUUUCUGACCUGGGCCUCAAUGUCAAUUGUCAGGAGAGGAAGAUUGAGAGCAUUUCUGAGCUACAGCCCAAACCUUAUAAUCCUAAGAAGAUGUAUCUGACAGAAAACUACAUCGCUCUGGUACGCAGGGCAGAUUUUGUGGAUGCCACCGGGCUGGAUUUACUGCACCUGGGCAAUAAUCGUAUCUCGGUCAUUCAGGACCGGGCUUUUGGGGAUUUAACUAAUUUGCGAAGGCUGUACCUGAAUGGGAACCGGAUCGAGCGGCUGAGCCCAGAGCUGUUCUAUGGGCUACAAAGCCUACAGUACCUUUUCCUGCAGUAUAAUGUCAUCCGGGAGAUAGAGGCGGGCACCUUUGAACCUGUCCCCAACCUUCAGCUCUUGUUUUUGAAUAACAAUCUUCUGAGAUCUUUGCCUGGGAACAUUUUUUCUGGUCUCUCCCUCUACAGGCUGAGCCUGCGGAGCAACCACUUCUCCUACCUGCCAGUGAGCGGGGUGCUGGACCAGCUGAAAUCCUUGCUGCAGAUCGACCUACACGAGAACCCCUGGGACUGUACCUGCGACGUGGUAGGCAUGAAGCUGUGGCUGGAGCAGCUUAACACUGGUGUCCUGGUGGACCAGGUGAUCUGCGAGUCCCCGAAGAAAUUCGCCCAGAGCGACAUGCGAGCUGUCCGGGCAGAGCUGCUGUGCCCCGACUACUCGGACAUCGUCGUCUCCACGCCCACGCCGUCCCCGGGCCAGCUCCCGGCCAGGACCACCCCCUCCUCCUCCACCGUGCGCCUCAAUGGCACGGCGGCGGUGGGCGGCUCCACGCCUGCGGGCGGCGGCGGCGGCGGCUCCUCGGUGCCGCUCUCGGUGCUGAUCCUCAGCCUGCUGCUGGUCUUCAUCAUGUCGGUCUUCGUGGCGGCGGGGCUCUUCGUGUUAGUGAUGAAGCGGCGCAAGAAGGGCCAGGGUGACCACGCCAGCGCCAACAACUCCGACGUGAGCUCCUUCAACAUGCAGUACAGCGUCUACAGCGGCGCCCACCACCACCACCACCACCCGCACCUCCAGCAGCACCCUCCCCACCGCGGCGGCGGCGGCGGGGGGGGCGUAGUGCUGCCCAAAGUGAAGACCCCCGCCGGUCACGUCUACGAGUACAUCCCGCACCCCUUGGGCCACAUGUGCAAAAAUCCCAUCUACCGCUCCCGGGAGGGCAACGCGGGCGAGGAUUAUAAAGACCUCCACGAGCUCAAGGUCACCUACAGCAGCCACCCCCUGCAAGCUGGGGGGGGCACCCAGCCUCCCCCGCCGCCCCCGCCGCCGACGGCGCCCGGCGGGGAGGAUGCGCCUGGGCGCAGCCCCGCGUACAGCGUGAGCACCAUCGAGCCGCGAGAGGAGCUGCUCUCCCCGGUGCAAGACGCCGAUCGCUUUUACAGGGGCAUUUUGGAGCCCGACAAACACUCCUCCUCCUCCACGCUGGGCACAGCCGGCUCCUCCCUCCCCGACUACCCCAAGCUCCCCGCCGCCUACACCUAUUCCCCCAACUAUGACCUUAGGCGUCCCCACCAGUACUUGCACCCGGGGCCGGGGGACGGCAGGCUCCGGGAGACGGUGCUCUACAGUCCCCCGAGUACUGUCUAUGUAGAGCCCAACAGGAACGAGUACCUGGAGCUAAAAGCAAAACUAAACGCAGAGCCGGACUACCUCGAAGUGCUGGAAAAACAGACCACAUUCAGCCAGUUCUGAGAAACAGUGCUUCUCCCCUUUCCCCGCCAACCACAGCAGCUCCUUCUCUAGAGUAUUUGUAUUUAAUAACCACAUGCAAAACAAAGAAACAUAAAUGCUGACCUCCCCCUGCCCCACCUCACCCCCCUCUUUUUUCCCCUUAAAUUCAUUUUAUUGUAGGGUGAAGUGCCUUGGCACGGGAUUUUUCAGCUUUUGGGAAUGAUUCUGAAAGAGUGUGCUGUUUAUUUUAUUUCAUUUUCGGCUGCCUUUAUUUUUUUAUUAUUUUUUUUUUAUUUUUUAUUUUUUACUCUGGAAGUAGAAAACCACCUAUUAUGUAAACUGGGCACAACACUGGUAUUGUGCAUGAGUCUAUGUGUGCUUGGGAAAGGUGGCAGGAGGGUCUUGUCAGGUCAUAUUCAGGUUACAAGUACAAAAGUCAUGGUCCUUGUGUUUUUUUUUUUGUUUGUUUUGUUUUGUUUUGUUUUGUUUUGUGUGUCAGUGUUUUUGUUUUGUUUUGUUUUCUUUUAAACCAACAUUGUUUAGUUUUAUUUUCUUUCUGGUUAUGUACAGCGCACAUUUUCCCCUUUUAGCCAUGUUAGCCAUGGGUGAGUUUAAAUGGCUUUUAUGGAGAGAUUAGCACACCCCGACUUUAAUACAAGGUUUCCUUUUUUUAAGGAUGUGUUUGUAUGCUUUCUGGACUUUUGAAUUAAAAUAUAUAUAUAUAUAUUAUGAUCUUUAAAAGGAUCGCUGUAGAUGUGGACAAAUCAUUAAAGAGUGCAGAGAUAUAUGAUCCAUAACUGGGUAGUGAAAAUAACUUAUUGAUGAAAUAUAAAAAAAAUAUUUUAUUGUAGCACCUAUUUUUAUAUGCACAUUAGCAUUUCUCUUUCCUUCACUAUUUUAGGAACAAAUCCUGCAAAUUCUUACUCACUGAAGUAUCUUUACUUGUGAAAGAAGUCCCAGCUUAAACCUUCAUCCUGCAGGCACUUAAGCACAUGAAAAACUUUAAUCAUGUGUGUAACCCUGCAGAGCAUUAAUAUACUCAUCAUUCUUACAAGUAAAACUACUGGGACUUUUUUUUUUUUUUUUUUUUUUUUUUUUUCCAGGAUGGGUUCCAAAGUCUGCAGAUGCUCUGAAGUGUUGCACUACAUUGAGAGCUGCUUUUUUUUUUUUUUCCUUUUUUUUUCUCAAAGCCAAUACAGUAUCAUGAUAACCUUAUAAAUCAUUAUACAUAAUCCCAAUUAAGACCAAAUCUUAACAGACAAUCUAAGACAUAUAACCUGUUCACAAUAGGAAAAAAUGAUGUUUCUUUAUGCUAAAAUAUACGUUUUAGCAACCUCCUGCUCAGGCAUCUAGUGGGGCAAGCUAGUGAGGGACAUGUAGUAGGCAUUCAUUUUAACAGGAAAAAAAAUGCUUUGGUUUUAUCAGUAUUCUUUCUCUUUUUUGUUGUUCCCCCUUUUUCUUUCUUUCUUUCUUU